ACGUUAUGUGAGAUUUGGAAGAUCCGGGUUGUUUGGUAACAAAUCUUCAGUGAGCUAUCUUAAGCCUGUCGUCUCUUUAAAUAGAAAAGACUUUUUGGAACUGCAUGCAUAAACAUUCGAAAUGGAAAUGAAAGUUUUAUUCCUAUUUUCUGCGACCAUUUUGCAGAGAGCAUCAGCCAAUUUUCUAUGCUUUUGCAACUUUUUGCAUCCAUAUGGGUCCUUUUUGUACGAAUGUCCCAGUCGGACCAGUCAGGUGAUUGGAAUCAUCUAUCCUCCAGAAAACACGGACCAUUACGUGGAUCUAUCCUCUCCCCAUUGUGUAGCUGCUUUUAAUGCGCAGGCUCCAGAUGGCUGGGUAGCCAUUUAUUACAACAGCAAUAAUUUGAACAAGCUUGGCUAUAUGCAAAAAGAUUCAGGAUUUUUGGACAGGCAGUGUCCUGGAACUCUUUCAUUCAACGUCCAUAAUAUAGUGAAGUCUACCAAGUGUGUUCAUCAGAUUGGAGCUAUACCAGGCUUGGUUCUCCCUACCCCAGCUGCUCCUCAUUCUACCCCGCAACCAACACCACGGCCGAUAGUCUGGGUCACACUACCAACAGUCCCUAUACUACCGAUUAAACCUAUUCAAAGCAGUACAUGUGACGGAGUUAGACUUGAGAAAGGUAUCGCUCAGAUGUCCACGGUAUUCAAUGCAGAUUCCCGCCAUUGUCCGAACUCCGCCAUAGCAGACGAGGAGGGUGUCGUUAUGGCGUACUGCAAGGCACCGGAAGUGAAAAAAUGGAAACGCCAAGCGCACAUAAUGAGCGACUGUACGUCCAUUCCAAAGUAUUCUCCCGUAUCCUUUUUUAAAGGAGAUGCAAUUUUAGGAGGAACGAAAUCGGGAAUUUUUGUGGAAUGCACUGCCACCAGCUUUGUGAUUGCCCGGCAGCUUUGUUCCAAUAUGUUUCUGGAGAAGGUGUCUGUCCCUUCCUUCCUCGCCCGCUAUUAUUACGUGAUACAGUGGUAACAAAUAACCCAUAACUUUGCACGUGACUUGACAUGAUGGAUUUUCUGUGAUAAAUUUCUCAUUAAAAAAUGUUAAUAAAUUAUUGAGGUGCUGUGCAUCAU
This is a messenger RNA of Saccostrea cuccullata (small rock oyster), 1104 nucleotides long. RefSeq lists its product as uncharacterized. The record is from RefSeq and is a predicted model, not a curated record. NCBI's taxonomy places the organism in Eukaryota, Metazoa, Mollusca, Bivalvia, Ostreida, Ostreidae. The coding region runs from base 122 to 1003 and encodes 293 amino acids. The transcript is spliced from 7 exons.